AUGAUUUGUGUCAUGGCCAUGAACCCCCAUGGAAACGAGGCUCCGCAACACCCGGUGGAUUCCGAUUCCCUUAGCAGGAGAUUUGACGAACAGAGACUUCGACCCAACAUUGAUGUUACCAUCAACCCCAGCGACGUUCUGUGUGGAAGGGGCAAGUCAUCCUUCACCCAUGCCGGCAACAGGAGAUUCCGCGAUGCUGUCACUUCUGCCAUUGACGAAUACAACAACUCUGAGUCCAGGCUUGCAAAGUCUCGCGUUGUGCAGCGCAUUGUCGAGAACAUCAAAGGAGGAGGCGGUCGCUUCCUCAAGAAGGAGAGAUCCACUGGACAGUGGGUUGAACUAGACACAAAGAGCUGCCGUGACAAGGUUGGGCAUGCCAUCCGCGAUGCAGCCAACCUAAUUGAGGCACGCAAGCAGAAGGAACAGAGAAAGAAGAGCAGCACCUAUUCGUUCCUAGAGGAAAGGGGCCGAGCUUCUCUGCCUGGAGGAGUGCCCAGCGUUGGCAGGGGAGUGUCUAGUAGAUUAUCCCCCACUAACAGAUUCGAGGAUGACGACAUCUUCUACGGGACCUUGUCUGAAGGCAAGCUGGAGGAUGAAGACUUCAACGAUGUUGUGGAUCCAGAAGAUGAUCCCUUUGUAAGGCACAUUAAUGAGGUACUGGGGCCAAUUCCUCCGCAGGAGACAAGGGAUCCUCUUAGGGACUUUUUGGACAACCUUGGACGGGAAACGUGA
Seminavis robusta is the source of this 732-nucleotide messenger RNA. The record is from the annotation of a GenBank genome assembly. Lineage: Eukaryota; Bacillariophyta; Bacillariophyceae; Naviculales; Naviculaceae.